AUGCGGGGUGCCCAGUGCUAUCUGCAGUCGUGCGUACGCGGCGGCGAGUUAGGGCGACACGCCGAGGCUCUUUUCCCGCCUUCCAACCCGACACACUCAGCCCUCCGCCUGGUGGCGGGUAAGUUGCACGAGGAUAGGUGCUUUUGGCACGCCCCAUUGCCGCGGAGCCCCUCGAUGCCGCCAACGCGCGUCUACCUUGGCACGCCGCCGCCGGAUGGAUUGGGCGCCGGUGCCGAUCCGGAGGAGAGACGCAAGGGAUGCAUGCUGCUGGCGGAGUCGAAGGCGCAUGCCCUCCUCUACACACUCAAUGCGCGGACGGCCCCGUAG
Trypanosoma conorhini is the source of this 327-nucleotide messenger RNA. RefSeq lists its product as uncharacterized. The record is from RefSeq and is a predicted model, not a curated record. Lineage: Eukaryota; Euglenozoa; Kinetoplastea; Trypanosomatida; Trypanosomatidae. The transcript has a single exon. The coding region runs from base 1 to 327 and encodes 108 amino acids.